CAGCCUCGGCCUCUCAUUCCUCCUCUUCGUGUCCCCCAUGGGGGAACAGCGGGUCAGAUGUGCCUUUCCAAGGGGCCCCACUGGGGGUUGGUGUCUGGUCCUCAGUUCACCCCCCCACGAGUGCUGACACCCCAGAUCUCUCGGCCCGUUCCUCCCAGUAGCCAGAGAUCCCAGCACCUGUGGGGUUCUUACAGCUUUCCCUGAUUUAUCAUGUGUUACAUUCUCAGUAUAUCACAUCAAAUGAGCAGUUGCAAACAAGAUCUGGUUAAUUCUUGUCUAAAACGCAGAGAUUAAAAGGCCCUUUCCUCUCUGCCUUCCUUGCAGCGACUGCCGUCCCCUGCUGGGGGAUGCGACCCACCCACCCAGCCGGAUGGCACCAGGAACAUCCACGGGGAAACUCCAGCGCUGUAAAUCCAAAGCAACGCAAAAACUGGGAAUAGAAACCUGGGAACAUCUUGCCUCAACACGCUGGGGCUUUCACAACCUGCUUGGCCCGUGCAUGGUGGCUCCAGUGGCUGCAGUCCCACGGAAAACCAACCGCAGUUCUCCCUGCAGCUCCAGCAAAUUGUAGCCUGGUGCAGGAACAGGUAUUGGGCUGAAGGAAAUUCGCAGUUUGGAGCAUUUGGGAAGCACAGUCUCACCAUCCAGGCUGGGAGCUCAGUGGUUGCUCUUCCUCCCCUGGCUGCUCCUGGGCCCUGCAGGGCAGAAGCUGGACGGGUGCAUCAGAGGUGACACUUCUCCAGCCACCACCAGAGCGUCGCUUCUUGGGAGACUGAGGAGCCAAGCUGUGGGACAGAGGCUCUGCUCUGCUGGUAUGAACCUUGCUUCCAGCUGUUCCCAAAGAAUCUGGCUGGUUUGCAGCAGUUUGGGGAAUCAGCAGCUCUGCCCUUGCACCGUGACUCUUCUUCUGGGUGACAUGUGAAGGCAGCGCGGGGAGCGGCAGCAGCAGAGAUGCAUUCCAGCCACCCCGAGGACCCCAAGGAAGCCACCCAGCUGAUCAAGAAGCAACUGGUGAAUGCCAUCAAGGCUCUGCAGAAGCAGUAUGUGAGCUCGGAUGCCGUGGUCACCAGUGAUGACAGCAAUGCCAACACGCUCUGCAGUGCCCUGGAAGCUGUGUUUGUGCACGGGCUGAAGGCAAAGCACAUCAAGGCAGAGAGUGGGGGGAAAGGGAAGAAAUCAGGGGGUCGAGGCCCCCUUCCCCAGCCAGUCUUUUGGGGCCUGCUGAAGAGCAUCACGCAUCGGAAUAUUGUCUCGGAGCUGGAACAGCUGAUGUUUAUCAACACGGACGUGGGGCGCUGCCGGGCCUGGCUGCGGCUGGCGCUCAACGACGGCCUCAUGGAGUGUUACCUGAAGCUGCUGCUGCAGGACCAGGCCAGGCUGCACGAGUACUACCAAGCCCCUGCUGUGCUCCUGGACACCGAGGAGUGCGAGUUUCUGCUCUGCUACUUGCAGGGUUUAUCAUCCUUAACCUUCGAGCUCUCCUAUAAGUCAGCAGUUCUGAACGAGUGGACCGUCACCCCGCUGUCCCUGUCGGGUCUGUGUCCCAUGUCUGAGCUGCUGGAGCCCCUCACAUCCUCUGAACCCCGCAGGAAAGCAUCGCUGGGCUCCAUCUCCCAAUCCUCGGGGUCGGAUGAGAUCGAGAUCCAAGCCCCUGUCCUGCCCAUUGGCAAAGCCAGCAGCAAGAUCAAGCUCACGUCGUCCUCGCUCAGCCUGAACACCACGAGCUCGUCCCAGCUCUCGUCCAGCCUGGGCUCCGACAGCCUCCCCCCAGCGCCGUGCGCCCGCAGCCCCGAGCGCAGCGAGGAGCCGCUGUCCUGCGACUCCGACCUGGGCACGGCCACCGCCGAGGAGCUGGACAGGUCCCUGCAGGAGGUGUUGUCCGAGUUCAGCAAGGCCAGGCCAGGCCCAGAUGCCCCAGAGGGACGGCUGCUCCCCAGCAUGCUGGGCUGCUCCCCCCAGCCACCCCCAGGCCCCCUGGCAUCACCUGCCCACCCAGCACCAUCCCACGGAGCGCAGCAGGAGCCUCCCCCCAGCAGGGACAUCUCUGCUGGGCCGGGAGCCCCCACGCCCCCCGGCCAUGGGGACAGAGAUGCCAGCAGCACCUCCAGAGCCACGACCCCUCGGGACGGUCCGGGCAGAGCAAACAGUGGCAGCGAGGGGAGCCAGGCUGUCCGCAGCCCCACGGCCCAGCACCUGCUCUCUCCCCUGCUGGGGUGUCCGAGCUGGAUCUCAGAAGAUGAUUUCUACAGACCUUCCCCGGGAGAGAGCAGCAGGAGCACGGCUGACACCAACGGCUUCGGGCCAGAGGGGGACAACGAGGGGCCAGCCCCAGGGCUCAUCAGUGCUCUGGACUUGGAGAGGCUCUCAGUGCCACCCUCGGACACUGGGAAGCCCAAAAUGUCCCCAGAGCGGGAGCAGAAGGGCUUCAGCGUGGUGCACCGCAGACAGAUGGGUCUUUCCAACCCUUUCCGCGGGCUGCUGAAGCUGGGCAGCCUGGAGCGGCGAGGAGCCAUGGGGAUUUGGAAGGAGUUUUCCUGCGAGCUGUCCCCGCUGGAGCUGCGGCUCUUCCUGGACCACGAGGAGCAGAUCUGCGUGGAGACCUUCUCCCUGCUGCGCUGCGAAUCCCUGGCGCUCACCCACUCGGACGGCCGCUUCGAGCUGGUUUUCCUGGGGAAAAAGCUCUUCCUCCGAGCCCCUUCCCGGGACGAGGCAGAGGACUGGCUGGACAGGAUCCGUGAGGCCCUGCGCAAGUGCCGGCCGCAGCUGGAGGAGGAGGACUGGGAGACUCUGGAGUGUUCCGAGGAUGGAGGCGAAGCCCAGCCCAUCCAGGGCGAUUCCAGUGCUCUCCAGUACAGUGAUGUGCCUGGGAGCAGCUUGGACUGGACUGCAGCUCCAGAAGCAGAGCUGGAUGCGAUCAAAGAGGCUGUUCUGUACAUGGACGUGGACAAAACUUGGGUCCCGUUUAUUUUUUCCCUGUCUCUAGAAACUCUGAAGUGCUUUAAAAUAAGAAACAAUGACAAAAUUUUAAGCAACAGUUACGGCAUAGAGACCAUCCAGGACAUCCUUCCAGACACCAGCCUGGGGGGACCCUCCUUCUUCAAGGUGAUCACCUCCAAGGCUGUGCUGAAGCUGCAGGCUGAGAACGCGGAGGAGGCGGCCUCGUGGCGGGAGCUGGUCCGAGAGGUGCUCAUGUCCUACCUGGAGACUGCUGAGGAGGCGCUGACCCUGGGGGGCAGCUUGGAUGGGCACUCCCAGGUGGUCCUGAAGAACAUUGUGAAGGAAAAUGGCUUCUUGUUGCAGUACCUGGUGGCCAUCCCCAUGGAGAAGGGCCUGGACUCGCAGAGCUUCAUCUGUGCAGGCUGCUCCCGGCAGAUCGGCUUCUCCUUCGCCAGGCCCAAGCUCUGCUCCUUCUCCGGCCUCUACUACUGCGACAGCUGCCACCGGGACGAGGAGACCGUCAUCCCCUCCCGCCUCAUCCACAACUGGGAUCUGACCAAACGGGGGGUGUGCAAGCAGGCCCUGAAGUUCCUCACGCAGAUCCGAAACCAGCCGCUGAUCGACCUGAGGCUGGUCAACGAGAGUCUCUACGAGCACGUGGAGAGGAUGCGGCAGAUCCUGCGCAGCCGGGAGCAGCUGAAGCUCCUGGGGGAUUAUCUCAUCAUGUGCCGCAGCGGCGCCCUGAAGGAGCUCAGCAAGCGGCUUGAUCACAGGCAUUACCUCCUGGAGUGUCCCCACAAAUACAGCGUGGCUGAUCUGAGGCAGAUUGCUGAUGGCACCUUUGAGACCUUCCUGCAGUCGCUGCUGCAGUUUGCAUCCCACCACGUCUACAGCUGCGACCUGUGCACCCAGCGCGGCUUCAUCUGCCAGAUCUGCAACAGCAGCAACAUCAUCUUCCCCUUCGAGUUCGACACUACCACCAGGUGCAGUGAAUGCAAAACUGUCUUCCACCGGGACUGCCACGCCCGGGCCCCGGCGUGCCCACGCUGCGAGCGGCGGCAGCGGUACCAGCGGCAGCUGGAGGCCAGCGCAGAGCCCAGCCUGUAGCCUGGCACUUACCUCGACACUACCCUCGCAGUGGGGAUGGCAGGAGGGAGAGAGCAGAGCCCCCUGCCUGAGAGCCCAUCCUGCCCUGGGAACAGGGACAGUGUGGGGUGGGUGCUCCUGCCCCUGGAGGGACCUUCUGCCCACCCAGGGCUAAAGAAAGGGGCUGGAAAAAUCCAUCCCCCUUCACACUAACCGGGUGCUGUUCCCUGUCACCCUCCUGGUGCCAAUAUCCCCUUGCAGUGGAACCCUGCGGCUCUUCAGGGUGUCAUCCCAGAAUUCCAAUCAAGGGUGUGAAGAACUGACGUUGAUCAAAGCUCUAGUUUUUUAGUAUACUGAAAACUGGUAUUUUUUUACAUGGGGGUUUUGCACAACUAGGCUGCUCUGGGUGGUAGAGCCACGCAGGGAGGGGACAAAGUGACACUUGUGCCUUUAGGGACCUGCAUGCCCAUGGGGACCGUGGGUGUCCCGAGCAUCUCCCACUCAGACAGCCCAGCCAGGGCCGUGGCCUCCGGGGAGAGCCAGGGAGAGCCAGGCCGCUCCUCCUGGCUGCUCAUCCUCGGGAGAAAUUUUAUUCUCCUUUAACCCCUUCCCACACAAAGAUAAUUAAAGUCUAUUUAACAACAA
Molecule: messenger RNA, 4668 nt
Organism: Taeniopygia guttata (zebra finch)
Lineage: Eukaryota; Metazoa; Chordata; Aves; Passeriformes; Estrildidae
Source: RefSeq, a predicted model, not a curated record